CGUCGCGGCGGCACCGGGCGGCGGGGCCGGCGGGGCCAGGGAGCCGGGCUGAGGCUCGGCCGGGCCGCCUGAGGGGCGCGGGCGGCCGGACGCGCGGCGGGCGGCGCCAUGAACGCCGCGGUGGUGCGGCGGACGCAGGAGGCGCUGGGGAAGGUGAUCCGGAGGCCGCCGCUGACGGAGAAGCUGCUCAACAAGCCCCCGUUCCGCUACCUGCACGACAUCAUCACGGAGGUGAUCAGGGUGACUGGUUUCCUGAAGGGCCUCUACACAGACGCCGAGAUGAAGUCUGAGAACGUUAAGGAUAAAGAUGCGAAAAUUAGCUUCCUACAGAAGGCCAUAGACGUGGUGGUGAUGGUUUCGGGAGAGCCGCUGCUGGUGAAGCCAGCCCGGAUCGUGGCCGGGCACGAGCCCGAGAGAACCAACGAGCUGCUUCAGAUGAUCGGGAAGUGCUGUCUCAGCAAGCUCUCCAGUGAGGACGCAGUGAAGAGAGUUCUGUCUGGGGAGAAGGGGGAUGUGAAGGGAAGGGUCUCCCUGACCUCACGGCCUCAGGAGUCGGACAAUAAGCAUGUGAGAGAAGAGGAGCCCAGAGGCCACAAGGAGAAAGAGGACAGAAGAAACUCUGAAAUAAAAGAGAGAAGCCCAAGCAGAGAUCGAAAACAGAAAGAAGAAUUAAAAGAAGACAGCAAACCGAGGGAAAAGGACAAGGAGCAAGAGAAGCCCAGAGAGCCCGAGAGAGACGGGCGCAGAGAGCCCGAGAGAGACGGGCGCAGAGAGCCCGAGAGAGACCGGCGCAGAGACGGGGAGCGAGAGAAGGCCAGGGCCAGGGCCAGGCAGGAGCGGGACAGAGACGCCGAGCGGGACAGGGAGCGGAGGAGCGAGGCAGCGAGGGAAAAGGAGAGACUCAGGGGCAGGGACCGGGACAAGGGGAAGGACAGGGACCAGCGGAGGGUGAGGAACGGGGAGCACUCCAGGGACCCCAACCGGGAGAAGAGCCGAGAGCAGGAUAAGCUGGAGAAGAAGUCAACAAGCUCCGGGGAAAUAUCUAAAAAGUUGUCAGACGGAUCUUCUAAAGACCCCAAAGCCGAAACAGAGACUGAGGUUUCCACUCGAGCACCCAAGUCGUUGACAUCAAAGCUGUCGAAACGGCAAUCCAGAAAUUCAGUGGAAGGAAGGAAGGAGGGUACAGUUUCAGCUAAGAUGUUAGACCCCGGAGUGUCUGGGUUACGUAGUGAGCCCCGCCAGGAGACCGCAGCUUCAGAGGCAGAUGAUAAUUCAACUAGUCUGUGGCAGGAGAGUGCUGAGCCAGAGACGGCCGGGAAGCAGCGAGGUGACUCCAGCAGCGAUGCAGGUGAGGCCUCCUGUGUACGUGAAGAAGCCGGCCCUGCUGGCCAAGACAAAUCCGAGGCGUCCGAGAGUGCGGAAGUCCCUAACGGGCUUUCGUCCACCGUCAGAAGAAUUCCUCGGCCUGGGAGUGCAAGACCGGCGCCUCCCCGGGUCAGACGGCAAGACAGCGCGGAGGUGUUAGCGACUGACAGGGCAGGGAGUGGCAAGACCGUCUCGAAUGUGAUCGUGGACUCGCAGAACUCCGACAACGGAGAGGACGAGCAGUUUGUGGUGGAAGCGGCCCCUCAGCUCUUGGAGAUGUCGGAAAUGGAGAUGGUACCAGCAACAGAACUUGAGGAAGACGAGAAGCAUGGUGGACUUGUGAAAAAAAUCUUGGAGACGAAGAAAGAUUAUGAGAAGCUACAGCAGCCCCCCAGAGCCGGAGAGAAGGAGAAGUCGCUCGUCUUCGAGUCGGCGUGGAGGAAGGAGAAGGACAUUGUUUGCAAGGAGAUGGAGAAGCUCCGCGUGUCCAUCCAGACCCUGUGCAGGAGCGCCCUCCCCCUGGGCAAGAUCAUGGACUACCUGCAGGAGGACGUGGACGCCAUGCAGAGUGAGCUGCAGCUGUGGCGCGGGGAGAGCCGGCAGCACGCGCAGGCCCUGCAGGAGGAGCAGAGCAUCACCGACGCGGCCGUGGAGCCCCUGAAGGCCGAGCUGGCGGAGCUGGAGCAGCUGAUUAGGGAGCAGCAGGACAAGAUCUGUGCCGUGAAGGCCAGCGUCCUCAGGAACGAGGAGAAGAUCCGGAAGAUGAUCCGCAGCAUCACCCUGAGCUCACAGAAGGCCAGCGCCUAGACGGCUCCGAGCAGCAGGCGGGCGUCCCGGCGCGUGCCAGCCCCACGCCGCCCGGCGCCAGAGCCGUCGGUGCCGGAUCGCCGAGCGGCCAGGUUUGCAGGCCCGCAAACCUGAGUUCCUGCUGGAGCCUGCUGCCGCGGUGAGUGACGGCUGUGAUGGGCGCAGCCAGGAAACCCGAGCAGACGGUGCAAACAGAAGGUGGCCGACUCCGAAUAAAUUCCAUUUUCAGUUCGUCCGGCGUCUUUGGAAGGCUUCAUUUCAGCCGGUGCCCUUCAGGCUGCGGUCGGUGGCCGCGCGCGCGUGCGUUCACCUCGCCGCUUCGUGUCGGCCUCGCAUGUGGUGUUCUGAGCAGCCCCCGUUGCCCUCCAAGUCUGUAGAUUUUAAAGGAGAUGUCGCCGUGGCCUUUGUGGACACGGGCCGUGAGGGUGUCGGAGGCGUCCUGCUCACUGUCGUCAGCGCUCUGGCCAGGGUUCCCCGGAGGCUGCUCCUGUGGCCCCUAGGGUCCCUGGCCUCCGCACACGCGGGUCUUUCCCGAGAUGCACUGGCAGGUUCCUUCCGGGCAGCCUAGGCAGCACCGCUCAGGAAAGCGUGGGUGCUGUUUGCACGGUGUGUUGGUGUUAGCGUUUCUUUGGAAUUGUUUUUUAAAGGCAAGUUUAUUGUUUUUCUUUUCUAAACACGGUUGUGUUCUAGUUUUUCAUUUACAUGAACCGCUGUGAAUAACCCCGACGGCGUUACUGUCUGGAGCUGUCUGCUGCCGGCACUUCGCGUCGAGAGACUGUUCAUCACGCACGCGGCGACGCCAGUGUCGCGGAGGCGGUUUUGUGUGCUUAAGGAUUAGCGUGAGUGGCACAGCUCGGUCGGCCUCAGGGCAGGCCGCACGGCAAACGCUUUGCGAGGGUGGCGCGCUACUCCCCGAGCCGGCGACGGCGGGAGCUCCCUGGAGCGCACCGGCGAAUUCGGGGGAGGAUUCGCCGCCUGCCCGCCCCGUCUGUCGUCGCCUCUGUUCUGAGCCCCACGCGGGCCCCAUGCUCCGGGAAGAUGCUGCCCGCGUGAACCUGUACAUGCGAUAGGAUUUGUGUGCGCAGAACACACACACGUUGUGAGUAAAUUUUGUAUGUAGUCUAUCAAAUUGUAUCAUAAGAUUUAUUUUCCUUUUAUACAGAAAUCAUUAAACAAUCAUAUUUUUCUACAA
Molecule: messenger RNA, 3364 nt
Organism: Oryctolagus cuniculus (rabbit)
Lineage: Eukaryota; Metazoa; Chordata; Mammalia; Lagomorpha; Leporidae
Source: RefSeq, a predicted model, not a curated record